AUGGAAUCUUUGGCGACAAACAUCUAUCUCCUUACGCUGAACUGCCGGUCGCUGUCAAGUGAACUGCAUAUCGCACUCUACAUAGACUGCGAUUUCUGCAUGCACCGCUUGCUGCAUUGCAGGAAACACGCAUCAGGGAUCGCCCUUCUCAUCAGUAUCGACAAUUACGUCAUCUUCUGCGGCGAUGCUGAUGAAGGGAAAGUAGGAGGCUGCGCAAUAGUUGUUAGGAGCGAUUAUAGGAGAAGGAAGUUGCGUCGUCAACUGCAACAAGACGGCGAUAACGAGUGGACGUCAAGUGCAAAGGAGUUUGAAAAGGCGUGGGAGGACAAGAACCCGCGGGAAGCCUAUGCUUUACUAAAACAGUAUAGCGGCAAAAUGAAAAGAUGUUCUCCUGUCCCUAACAUUACCAAUGGAGUGGCUGUCGAUGAAGCAGCCCUUCCAAUUUGGAGGGAUCACUGCAAGACCUUGCUGAACCGACAGACACCGUCAGCUUCUGAACUCGAGCACGUUCAUAGGCCGACAUAUGCGGUUAACGAGGAGCCACCGACCGAGUCGGAGGUUCUAGUCUGUAUUCAAAAAAUGAAGGAUAGAAAAUCUGGUGGAGAUGACGGGAUUAGUGCAGAAAUGUUGAAAUAUCUUCCUCCGUCUGGGAUUCGCGAGGGUGAUCGAAAUCUGGCAGCGGUAUUCCAAGCCAAUGCAAUUAGCUUUCUGGACUUUGAAGCCGCUUUCGACUCUCCUCAUCGAGGCCUUCUUCUCAACGCGCUCCUCGCCGAUGGAGUACCAGGAAAGUUCGUUCGCUUGCUUGAUGAUAAGAAUCAAGGAACAACUGCUGCUGUUCGAACAGCCGAAUGUGCAAUGCCGUUUGAGGUGGUGACUGGAGUUAGACAAGGGGCAGUGGCAGGACCCUUCCUGUUCCCAACUUCGCUAUCGCUGGCAUCAUGCGAAGAACAGUCCAUUGUGUCCUGGCGACAUAGUCUUAGCACCAUCAGGGUACCCCUUGACCGAUCUUGA
Messenger RNA from Necator americanus (New World hookworm), 1011 nucleotides. RefSeq lists its product as uncharacterized. Lineage: Eukaryota; Metazoa; Nematoda; Chromadorea; Rhabditida; Ancylostomatidae. The record is from RefSeq and is a predicted model, not a curated record. The transcript is spliced from 3 exons. Bases 1 to 1011 code for a protein of 336 amino acids.